Messenger RNA from Sesamum indicum (sesame), 1336 nucleotides. RefSeq names its product telomere repeat-binding factor 4. Gene Ontology annotation, biological process: nucleosome assembly. Gene Ontology annotation, cellular component: nucleosome. The record is from RefSeq and is a predicted model, not a curated record. Lineage: Eukaryota; Viridiplantae; Streptophyta; Magnoliopsida; Lamiales; Pedaliaceae. Gene Ontology annotation, molecular function: double-stranded telomeric DNA binding.
UAUGGGGGGGAAAAAAAGCAGUUGAUGGAAGACCUGGUUGAGGUUCCUCUUUUGGCCCGACACUGCUCGCCAUCCUCAUAUUUUCUCAACGGUCCCUCCAUUAUUUUCCUUUACGUCCCUGAAAUUAUCCCAAUCUCCCUUUAUCACCAUCUUCGCCGCAACACUAUACAAGGAUCCCUUCACACCAGAUAUCCCAAGGAUUUGUUCGGCGGAACUAUUAAUUAUUUGAGGAGGCGGUGACGGUGGUGGCGGCCCGGAGAUGGGGAAUCCGAAGCAGAAGUGGACCUCAGAGGAGGAGGAAGCUCUUCGGGCCGGCGUGGCCAAGCACGGCGCUGGAAAGUGGAAGAAUAUCCAGAGAGACCCUGAGUUUAACCACCUUCUUUUUGCGCGCUCCAACAUUGAUCUCAAGGAUAAAUGGCGCAAUUUGAGUGUUGCAAGUGGUCAAGGUGCAAGAGAUAAAUCAAAGACACCAAAAGCGAAGAUCAAUCCUGCUGACACACCUGCUACUCCACUGCUCACUGCACAGACCUCUACCCCCGUUGCUUCAUCAUCCCAAGAUCCGUCAACAGAUGUCGUUAUGUUAGAUUCUUCAAGGCCCAUACCAGAGGGAAAUAAUGCUGCCAAGUACAAUGCAAUGAUAUAUGAGGCGCUGUCAACCCUUAAAGAGCCAAAUGGAUCAGAUUCUGGUGCAAUUGCUAAUUUUAUUGAACAAAGGCAUGAGGUGCCUCAAAAUUUCAAAAGGGUGUUGAGUUCUAGAUUAAGGAGGCUUGUGCUACAAGACAAACUCGAAAAGGUUCAGAAUUGCUAUAAGAUAAAACGAGAUGCAGUACUAGACACGAAAACCGCUGCUGCCAGACAGAAAGACUCACGGCCCAGACCAGUUCCAAGCAUUGGGUAUCUCGGUGAUACAGUGGAAGAAGCAGCAAUUUCUGCUGCCUACAAAAUUGCGGAAGCUGAAAACAAGUCAUUUGUGGCUGCCGAAUCCGUGAAAGAGGCAGAAAGGGUAUCUACAAUGGCCGAAGACAUGGAAUCACUCCUACAAUUUGCUAUGGAAUGUUUUGAUCAAAGUGCACGUGGUGAAAUUUUGCUAAUGGCCUGACAGCCUACUUUGCAUCUUGUGAAGGAUAUGGCCGCCUCUCAGAAAUUUGUAUAGAAGUGUUUAUUUCUUGGAAAUAUGAAGUGGAUUUAAUCUGUUUUCAUUAUUUGUUUGCUAAUUAGAAGAUUCUGUAUAUCCUGUACGAAAGACAAGUUAGAAGUGAACAUGUAGGUGGAAACGAUGUUCAAUUAGUAAGUUUCCACUUGUUGAAAUCAUAAUCUAUGUAAACUCUUAGGAUUU